AUGGCCGAACCAAUGAAUCCCAUUUUUAAUGUUUUUUCUAUUAUUAAGGCUGCACGUGAGAUGCCCUUAGGUAGAUAUAUUGUGGAUGUAUUAUUUCUUGCAGACAUCCCACGUCCAUCAGAUCAUUCACAUUUCAACUUACGCAACUUGCCGUUCUCUAGCCAUUUUGGAUUUUCUUACUGUUACUUAUGUGUAUUUAAGGCCGGGCAAGACUUGUCGGGCCAAAAUGCGGAAACGGUAGUGCGAAAAAAGAUAGUCAAACGAGGGAAACCAGAAUCGACGGAAGAGCAGAAAGAAUUGAAGAAAAAAAUCGAACAAAAAUAUCAGCUGUGGAAUAAGGGAGUAAAACAGCACGAGAUGAGAACCGUGAAGCUUCAAGAAAUGGCGAAGGAAAUCGAUAAGCCUCUAGCUAGGUAUCGAGACGAUGCGGACCUAGAAAGUUUUUUGAAAGUUUUGUUCGCUCCUAUACUUUGUGGCCGCCUGAUCAGAAUAUCCUCUUUAGAACUUCCGAAAUAUACUGGUCCUCUUCCACCUCCUAAUCGAUUUGGCAUUCUUCCUGGCUUUCGUUGGGACGGGCUUGACAGGUCAAAUGGUUUUGAAGACAAACUCCUUUCCCAGAAAAAUUUACGUAAAGCCGAAGAGGAAGAAUAUUAUAAAUGGAGCAGCGGAAAUUACGAAUAA
Molecule: messenger RNA, 681 nt
Organism: Soboliphyme baturini
Lineage: Eukaryota; Metazoa; Nematoda; Enoplea; Dioctophymatida; Soboliphymatidae
Source: the annotation of a GenBank genome assembly